Caenorhabditis auriculariae is the source of this 1669-nucleotide messenger RNA. The record is from the annotation of a GenBank genome assembly. Lineage: Eukaryota; Metazoa; Nematoda; Chromadorea; Rhabditida; Rhabditidae.
AUGGUUGUUUUGAGAGACACGUCAGUCUGACAUACUUCCGGUCAUCGUUUACAUUGCAGCAUCGGCCACCCGGCACCUCCUCGAAGCAUCGCCGGCGGCAAAAUGGGCGUGCUAAACCGGACAAGGCCACCAGGACUAUUAUAAAGACUCCAAGCCGCGGCUUUUGGCAUCUUUCACGUCUUCCAUGUUUUUCGCGAUUUCUGCUUUCUGCUUCGUCGCAGGUUUGAGAUUUUGUGAAUUUCUAGUUAUGUUGAAGCUUAGUUGAAGUCAUGGGGGUGAUCGAGAAAUACUCUAUAAGGUCGUCGAUGAACACAAUUUUUGAGUUUUUAUACUGAUAAUGAAAAGGAUAGCUACUGAACUUCAAAAAGUUGGACUGUGAUCAAAAAUAACUAAUUUUCAACCGGAUAGCUGAUCUAACUGACCAUUUCUGCCAUUUUUCUCUUCCUUUUGAAGCUCAUCGAGACAAAAAAAAACGCUCUUUCAAGGGAGGUCAUUUUACUGGAUCCUCCUGAAAUCGGCCAGAUAAUUCAUUUAUGUACCAGAUGAAGAUCCUGGAAGUCUCAACCUGCACAACUUCCUGAUUUUCGAGAAAAUAUGCCUCAAACGAAUUAAACACUCAAAAAGAGACUUUAGGACUUUCGGUUAUUAUUUCUUUAAAACUAGGAAGUUGUGCAGGUUGAACGUUUCAAAAUCUUUAUCUGAUGCACCAAAAAGUUCUCCUUCUAUUUUAAUUCUCUCUAGAAAAUUAUGAACACAUGUUUUUAAGAACAAACCGCAAAAUAAAGUUUUUACACGAGUAUUUUGAUUCGAAAAGAAAAAAAAAUUUAAAUCCUUUUAAAAACAAAAAAUGGUCCAAGAUUUGGAAAUCGAGACCAAAAAAUAUCUAGGUGCUCCUCAUAUACAACUAUGUUUAUAGCCUGUGCCGAGUUUGCGCAAGCGGAUCCGCGAGCCAUGCCGUAUUUCAAAGAGGACAACCGUACCGCCACUGAACUAUCCAAGGGUAACAACCCGUUUUUUGUCUCUUGUUUGCUAUUUUCCGUUGAAACGUUUGCCAACAUUGAAUGGACUCGCACCAAAAUGGACCUUUUCAGCGCUAGGAGCGUCGUUUCCGCCUUGCUGUUCAGACUCGAUUUCAAGCAUUGCUUGUCGCAGACUCCAAAUGUCCAACCCGACCAAGUUUCUGGAUAGGUGAACUUUUCGCAUUCUUCUUGGAGGAAUGUUUUCUAUUCGAUCUUUUUGUUUAGGUGCAAAAGCGACGCUGACUUCUCUUUGAUUCAAUGCUGCAACACUUGUGGAAUCGAGAGCGCUGCUGACCGAUAUGAAGUUAUCUUCCAGCAGGUGAAUCUCAACCGUCAUUUGAAAAAUUAGAAAUUCCUGAAUCUUCAGAAUGAACGCUCUGCCGCUUGCUUCGACCGUCACAGCACCGACUUCUGCAAAAGAUUCUUGCAGAAACAGGACGUCUGGGGCAAAGUUAGUUUUCGCAACUCAAACAACUUGCAAAAAUCUUUUUUUCCAGUCCCAGUGGUCUUGUGACGGUCAGUACGCCAAUCUCGCUUUUCGGAUCUGCAGGAAGACGUGCAACUUCUGCCGAGGCGACAUUUACCGCACUCCUUUAGGACGAUUCCAACCUGUCAGCUGCGGAAAACCUCCCGUUCUCAUGCCAAACUAA